Messenger RNA from Cladophialophora psammophila CBS 110553, 954 nucleotides. RefSeq lists its product as uncharacterized. The transcript has 3 exons. Gene Ontology annotation, biological process: transmembrane transport. Gene Ontology annotation, molecular function: transmembrane transporter activity. The coding region runs from base 1 to 954 and encodes 317 amino acids. NCBI's taxonomy places the organism in Eukaryota, Fungi, Ascomycota, Eurotiomycetes, Chaetothyriales, Herpotrichiellaceae. The record is from RefSeq and is a predicted model, not a curated record.
AUGAUUGCGGGUGGUUCAGCCAUCGGAGGCAUCUUCGCCGGGUUGAUAGGUCACUACAACACGGACUGGAGAUGGGUCUUCUGGAUGGACACCAUUCUUACUGGAGUCUGUCUGCUCCUUACAGUCGUCUUCCAGGCCGAAACAAAUUUCAGCCGACCCCUUGCAAGCGAGGUUGGCGAGGGCAUGGAAGCGUCGCAGUUUGCUGAGCUCAGAUCUCAACUUCGAGGUAGUUGGACUAAAGGUCUGGGCACAACCGGUUGGUACGAUAGGGAUACAUCUAUCUGGCAUUUGUGGUUGCGACCACUUCUCUUGCUCCAGUUUCCGGCUGUCGUCUGGGGUUCCAUUACCUACGGAAUCACCCUGGGCUGGGUCGUUCUCCAGCAAACGGCGAACGCCACCGCCUUCCCCGAGGUCUACGGUUUUACUGAGUUUGGAGUGGGAAACCUCAAUAUUUCGUAUCUGAUCGGUGCCAUCCUUGGCUGUGCUUUCGGCGGUCCGGCCAGUGACUGGGUCGUCCACUGGAUCACCAAGCGCCGGAAAGGCUAUUUCGAACCCGAGUUCCGCCUCUGGUUGAUUAUCCCAUCGGCCAUCCUUGGCCCCGUUGGUCUUCUGAUGUGGGGCUGCGGCCUUGGAAAUCAUCUGGAUCCCUAUAUCGCCAUCGUCGGCUCGGGCAUCACGUACGGUGUCCUGUGUGCGGUUCCGGCAGUAGGCAUGACAUACGUCGUCGACUGUUACAAGCCUUUGAGCGGAGAAUCAAUCACUGUUUUGACUGCAUUUAAGAACACAUUCGCUUUUGCCGUCAGCUUCGCCGUGAACCCUUGGCUCACACGCGAUGGGUAUGCAAAGGUCUCGGGGUAUAUGGUGUUGAUCGAGGGCUUGCUUUUCCUGACCACGAUUCCCAUGUACAUUUACGGCGCGAGAGCCAGGAGAUGGACUGCCAAGCUGGUCACUUAG